Molecule: messenger RNA, 666 nt
Organism: Arctia plantaginis
Lineage: Eukaryota; Metazoa; Arthropoda; Insecta; Lepidoptera; Erebidae
Source: the annotation of a GenBank genome assembly
AUGCAUAUAUCGGAUUAUAAGGAUUUGGUCAGUACUUUGGCUGUAAUAACUACUGUUCUACAGUUUCUAUCGGGCGUGCCGGUUUGUAAGAAGUAUGUUAAUAAUAAAACAACGGCCGAGGCUUCCCCGCUACCUUUUAUUUGCGGGAUUUUGUCGUGCUUCCUUUGGCUACUCUAUGGACUUGUUAAAAAAGAUAAUGUUAUAUUAUUAGUCAACAUGAUAGGAAUAACAUUAAUGAUAGCUUAUACAAUAGUAUUUUAUAUUUAUAGUUUUAAGAAGUCUACGGUUUUAAAAUUACUUCUACUUACUUUUCUGUGUAUGACAAUCAUGAUUGUUUAUGUUAAUAUGGAAGAGGAUUAUGACCUACUUCGAGGUAGACUGGGGAUAAUGGCCUGCUUCUUCACAUUAAUCACUAUAGUAGCCCCAAUGAGCAAGUUACUGCACGUUUGUAGGGUCAAAAGCACUGAAUGUCUGCCAUACCCAAUGAUAUUGAUGUCUUUCUUCGUUUCAGCACUAUGGGGCCUCUAUGGUUUGAUAAUAGAGGAUGAUUAUUUAUUGAGACCGAAUUUUGUUGGCACCAUAUUAGCCAUGUCACAGCUGUCGUUGUUUGUGAUAUAUCCAAACAAAGCGUCUUCGCCAAUUUCAGCAAAAAGUGUGAUAGCUUGA